Molecule: messenger RNA, 1209 nt
Organism: Heterobasidion irregulare TC 32-1
Lineage: Eukaryota; Fungi; Basidiomycota; Agaricomycetes; Russulales; Bondarzewiaceae
Exons: 4
Coding region: 374-970 (198 amino acids)
Source: RefSeq, a predicted model, not a curated record
CGCGAUUGAGUCGUCCAUUGUCAUAUUCUUCAGGACUGAUCAAUUCAGUGUAACCGCUGGUGAAUACCACACGGCUGACAGCGAUUUGACAGCGACAUCAUUCUUACACGGGCUGGCCGACAAUGUCAAUUGAAGACACUUUCUAAACGCCAUCACCUCUGCAAGCGCUUCGAUACCGAUGCGGCGCGCUUCGAAGAAUACAAAAUGUGGUGCUCGAUCAGCGUUUUCGCUCCUCACUCCGCAUGCUGUGACCCCAGGGCGUCCUGUGUUCGAUUUCGCGCUAUGUUUCGAAUGUAUGGAGUCGAGUCACCUUAUAAGUAGGGGGGGAGCUGCAAAGGGUACUGGCCGCUGAUCCAUCCCCUUUGUCUUCCCUAUGCAACUCACACUCUCUCGAAACUCGCCCAUCAAUAGUGUCUACCGCAAUCAAGAUGGGAUGCCCCUCUAUCGAGUGGAAACGCCGUUCAAAUUAGUGGGCAAGACCAGCACAGUUGCGCGCUUCGUGUCUAACUCCGGGACAGCGCAUGACGAGUCCGUAGCCCACGUUCGCAGUGACAACGAGUCAGACACGGACAUCCAUCUUAUGCGGUUGGAGGAGAAGGAAGUCGCACAGAUUCAUUGGCAUAGGUUCGGGAAGACCAUGUUCAAAUUUGGCGAUCACACUGUCUCUGUGGGAACAUAUAUGCCCUAUACAAAUUUGCUAGCCUGGAAACGAGAUUUCACCGCCUCGGACGGCCGUUCGUAUCAGUGGACGUUGGGAAACGAUACCUCUUCCUUGGCACUCAAUGAUGAAAGCAAGACUCCAAUUGCUCGAUUCCAUCAGCGCUCAUAUGGCGUCAUUGGGAAGGCCCACAAAGCAUACCUCGAAAUCUAUCCGGAGGGCGAGGCCAUCGUCGAUGAAAUCAUCACCACAUUCGUAUACGUCGAAACGCGGAGAGAUGAACGAGAAAAGGCAGCGAUAAGUGGCGCCUGACUUAGACUUCAAGCCUCCCCAUCGUUCGAUUGUUAUCGUGCACAGUCCACACUAUUCCCUUUUCUCCUCUUCUAUGAGUCCUUGAUUCUCGUGUUUUUGGUAGCUGCAUUCUGUUGCGAUCGCCAGGUAAAAAGCUCGCGUAUAGCUGCACAUACCCAACACUGCACGGCUAAGACAUCAUAAUCUGUUACAUGCUAUGUGUCAGACUCGGAGAUCUAAAUGUACAGACGUCUAUAUUU